CUAAUCUUGGGAUCAGUCAAAACUCGUGGCACUUACGUAAUAAGUUAACCAAACAAGGUCGUUUACCUUUGCACCUGCCGAUAAAUCGAAGUUCAAAGUUGAAACUUACGAAAUGAAUAAUUUUCGCUGAGCCGAGAAUCAUUGGUACGAGGACUCAGGAGUCCGUUUAUUUGGGAGAAAGAAGAAGAAUUUUGUUGCUCCUUUAAAGUCCUGGUUUGAAUUCAACAUUCUUUCAAGUGAACUACACCAAGCAUCAGAUUGCUUUCCGUUAAAUGGAAUAGGAUUCCGCCAUUCUGUCUUUCUAUUUGACCAAAAGAAAAAAGGUUACUGUUGAUUGAUGAUUUUGCGGUUGUACCAGAAUGAAUAUCUGAUAGUGCUUUUCGCUUCUUGUUGGUGUUUCAUUAUGGUAGGGGGUUGGUGCAUAGACAGGCGUUACUAAUAGUGUUCACUGGCUCAGCCAAAAAAUAGUGUUCACUGAAAAUUGGGAAUUGCAUUUGUGUCGAAGACAAGGAGAUGGGGUCUGAAGGACCAAAGGCUGUAACUAUUCAUGUAACUGGAUUUAAGAAGUUUCAAGGGGUUGCUGAAAAUCCAACAGAAACUAUAGUUAAUAACCUGAUGAAUGUUGUUCAAAGGAAAAAGUCGUUACCUGCUGGUGUUACUCUAGGGAGUUGCACUGUUCUUGAGACUGCAGGCAAUGGUGCUCUUCCCAUGCUUUACAAGGUCUUGGAAUCAGGCAUCUCAGGAAUCAACACAAAAAAUGAACAAGUUAUAUGGCUUCACUUGGGGGUUAACAGUGGAGCUCAAAAAUUUGCCCUUGAAAAGCAGGCUGUAAAUGAAGCCACUUUCCGAUGUCCAGAUGAGCUAGGAUGGCAACCUCAGCAACUCCCGGUUGUCGCUGAGGAUGGAGGAACUUAUCGGAAACGAGAGACGACUUGUUCUAUUGAAGCGAUCCUCAAGUUUUUAAAGAACAUGGGCUAUGAUGUGAGAAUAUCCGAUGAUGCUGGCCGUUUUGUAUGCAAUUAUGUCUACUACCACUCUCUCCGCUUUGCAGAGCAGAAGGGUCACAAAUCUCUUUUUGUUCAUGUUCCCAUCUUCUCGAAAAUUAAUGAAGAGACACAGAUGCAAUUUGCAGCUUCCCUUUUGGAGGCCAUUGCAUCGACCUGCUAAUGUUAAUAAGUGAUUUAUAUUGUUAUUUCAAAAUUUUUUGUGACUGUUUGUCCGCUGGUGUGUGCAUACCCUUAUUUUCAACCCAAAUGAUGCUUGCUUUCUGUGAGGCAGAUGAUUGUGCUAUAUUUAUGUAAAUAAUUCUCUUUUAUCUUAAAUUUAGUGAUAUAAAGGAUGAGACUUGGGGUUUCCUUUCCUCCCCACCA
Messenger RNA from Theobroma umbraticum, 1370 nucleotides. Its product is annotated as Peptidase C15, pyroglutamyl peptidase I-like protein. Gene Ontology annotation, cellular component: cytosol. Gene Ontology annotation, biological process: proteolysis. NCBI's taxonomy places the organism in Eukaryota, Viridiplantae, Streptophyta, Magnoliopsida, Malvales, Malvaceae. The record is from RefSeq and is a predicted model, not a curated record. Gene Ontology annotation, molecular function: pyroglutamyl-peptidase activity.